CUCUCGUAGCCACGCCCCCGAGGAGGGCAGAACGCGUGCGCGCGCGCGUGCGUGCUCGCGUGUGUAGGCGGUGUUUGAGGCCGGCCAGUUGUGACUGGGCGGCAGUGCGGUCAGUGACUGCCGGGAGUCCUGCAGGGGCGGGGCGGGGCGGCGCCGAGCGCAGGGAGCCCGGGUGAGAGGCAGCCCAGAUUGAAGAUGGAUACGUGACAAUCCCAGGGACCGCUGCACUGACUUCGUUUCCUUAGACAAGACACAGUGUAGGGCCCGGCCCGUGUUGGCCCCGGGACUCCUUUGGAAUACAGCUGUGGACAAUGAAUCCUGCAAGCGAUGGGGGCACAUCAGAGAGCGUUUUUGACCUGGACUAUGCUUCCUGGGGGAUCCGCUCCACACUGAUGGUCGCUGGCUUUGUCUUCUACUUGGGCGUCUUUGUGGUCUGCCACCAGCUGUCUUCCUCCCUGAAUGCCACUUACCGUUCUUUGGUGGCCAGAGAGAAGGUCUUCUGGGACCUGGCGGCCACGCGUGCAGUCUUUGGUGUUCAGAGCACAGCCGCAGGCCUGUGGGCUCUGCUGGGGGACCCUGUGCUUCAUGCCGACAAGGCACGUGGCCAGCAGAACUGGUGCUGGUUUCACAUCACAACAGCAACGGGAUUCUUCUUCUUUGAAAAUGUUGCAGUCCACCUGUCCAACUUGGCCUUCCGGACAUUUGACUUGUUUCUGGUUAUCCACCAUCUCUUUGCCUUUCUUGGGUUUCUUGGCUGCAUGGUCAAUCUCCAAGCUGGCCACUAUCUAGCUAUGACCACAUUGCUCCUGGAGAUGAGCACGCCCUUUACCUGCGUUUCCUGGAUGCUCUUAAAGGCAGGCUGGUCCCAGUCUCUGUUUUGGAAGCUCAACCAGUGGCUGAUGAUUCACAUGUUUCACUGCCGCAUGGUCCUGACCUACCACAUGUGGUGGGUGUGUUUCUGGCACUGGGAUGGCCUGGUCAGCAGCCUGUAUCUGCCUCAUUUGGCACUCUUCCUUGUUGGACUGGCUCUGCUUACACUAAUCAUUAAUCCAUAUUGGACCCAUAAGAAGACUCAGCAGCUUCUCAAUCCGGUGGACUGGAACUUUGCACAGCCAGAAGCCAAGAGCAGGCCAGAAGGCAACGGGCAGCUGCUGCGGAAGAAGAGGCCAUAGCUGCUCCAGCCGGGGCUCCUGGGCAGCAGCGGAUCUGGCACACCGAUUCUGGGAAGCUCCGUGAAUAAUGGCUUUUGAAUUAAUGAGGCAGUGAAUGUUUUGUGUUUAGUUCUAAGGGAAAUACUAACUUUAUUUCUCAUUAGUAUUAAUUUUGAAGUAGCUACAAAGUAUUUUUAAGAAAUUAUAAUUUUGUGACUGUCCUGGCAGGUUCUGUCAGUUUAGCCGUGCCAGACCUUGUCAAGCAUCUAGGAGAGGAGUCCAUGGCGUCCAGGCAUCCGGGCAUCACACCUGUUGAGGAGUGGCGUGGCUUUGAAUUCUGGAAAUAGCUUCAUAGUGAAGUGCCUGCCACAGGGCGGGUUGGUCAGUGUUGAUUCUUUCCAGCAGCACACUGAUAUGCUGUGUGUCUUAUUCAGAAGUCACAUUCUUUUCAGUUGGAGAGAAUUGGGCUAAGAUAGAAAAUAACAUGAUUUGUUCCUUGUUAAAGUUUCCCAGCGUUUGAAAUUCUAAGCUGGGUGGGGUGGCUCACACCCAGCAUAAUCCCAGCACUUUGGGAGGCCGAGGCAGGUGGAUCACUUGAGGCCAGGAGUUCGAGACCAGCCUGGUCAAGAUGCUGAAACCCCAUCUCUAGUAAAAUUACAAAAAUUAGCCAGGUGUCGUGGCACACACCUGUAAUCCCAGCUACUUGGGAGGCUGAGGCACGAGAAUUGCCGGAACCCGGGAGGCGGAGGUUGCAGUGAGCUGAGAUCGCACCACUGGGCUCCAGCCUGGGUGACAGAGCAAGACUCUGUCUCAAAAAAAAAAAAAAAAAAAAAAAAAAAAAAAAAAAAAAAAAAAAAAAAAAAAAUUCUAAACCCAAGUGUAUGGCAGUGCCAUCUGGUGGCAAAUGGUACAAAGACAAGGCUGAGGGGUAGUGACUCCUGUAGCAGCAGAGACGCCUUGGAGUUUAACCCCCACCAACCAGAGCAUGGGCUGGUCAAGAUGAAAUCUUGCAAGUUUUUGUUUUUUUUUUUUUAAAUCAUGGUACCUGUUUUAAAAUGAGAAGUUAUUAUUCAUACUGUAUUGCUCAUUUGGCAAAAUAAGGUAGGUAUUUCGUAAUCAGGUUGUCUGGGUUUUAGAGCUGUUUUUAAUUGACUGAGUUACCUACAGGCACCCAAUCUAGACCCUGAUUCCGUGGUUGGUGUUUCCCUGUAGAUUUCAAGACAAGUAGUGAUAUCAUUUUCCCCCUGAGCUGUAGGGUGGACCUGGACCCCUCAGAGAUGCUCAACUUCAGGGUCCUGGGGUCCCUAGAAUGGUCCUGCAGCAGCCCCUGGCAAUGAGCUGCCUGACGAUGAGUCCCAAGUUACCUUGUUCCUACUGUUUUAUACCCAGGUAGAAGUUAUACACCAAUUUAGGAAUUUUGUUAACAGACAUACAAAAUUGUGUGUGUGUUUGUGUGUAUGUGUGUGUGUGUUUGUUUUGACAUAAAUGUGCAAUUAAAAUUCAAAGUUUAUUUAUCACAAGCACCUUUGAAAUGAGUGUGGAAAACGUCGGCUGCUCAUGAGAAUCAUGUGUGACUUAUGUUCCUUAUGUUUUAUGGAACUCUCAGAACAGUGUUUUGUUUUUGUUUAGUUUUUGUUUUCGUUUUUUUGAGACGGAGCCUCGCUCUGGCCCCCAGGCUGGAGUCCAGUGGUGUGAUCUUGGCUCACUGCAAUCUCCACCUCCCAGGUUCCAGGGAUUCUCCUGCCUCACCCUCUCAAGUAGCUGGGAUUACAGGCACCUGCCACCAUGCCUGGCUAAUUUUUUGUAUUUUUAGUAGAGACAGGGUUUCACCAUGUUGGCCAGGCUGGUCUCCGACUCCUGACCUCAAGUGAUCUGCCCACCUCGGCCUCCCAAAGUUCUGGGAUUACAGGCAUGAGCCACUGCACCCGGCCCGGAGCAGUGUAUUUUGAUUGCUGGUGCUUUAACUUUAUUGACCAAGGUGUAUAGUAACCUAUUUAUCACAUUUUAUGAAGCAGUUUUGAUCUUAGAUCCAUCCAGCAAAUGGUGUCCCUGCUGAAACUUUUAACUGGAAACCCCACACCCUGGCAGGCAGCACUCUCUGUAGCCGUGCCCUUGUGGAGUCAGCAGGAGCUGGUGUUUUUCAGCCAGACAGAGGCAUAAUAAAGUGACUGAUGUUUACAGAA
Messenger RNA from Nomascus leucogenys (northern white-cheeked gibbon), 3334 nucleotides. The record is from RefSeq and is a predicted model, not a curated record. NCBI's taxonomy places the organism in Eukaryota, Metazoa, Chordata, Mammalia, Primates, Hylobatidae.